Molecule: messenger RNA, 1398 nt
Organism: Moneuplotes crassus
Lineage: Eukaryota; Ciliophora; Spirotrichea; Euplotida; Euplotidae
Source: the annotation of a GenBank genome assembly
AUGCUCAGAGUAUAUCAAUCGCAAAGAUUCGCGAAGAUAUCAGGAAUCAGAAGACUAUCAACUGGCUAUAAAUUGGAAGAUCCUUCUUUGAAGUUGGCAGAUCCAGAGAUCUCUUCUCUCUUAAUUGCAGAGAAGAGUAGACAAGAAAGAACUAUCUCUCUGAUUGCAUCAGAGAAUUGUACUUCCUCAGCUGUGAACAAAGCAGUUGGGAGUUGUCUGACUAAUAAAUAUGCCGAGGGAUAUCCUGGAAAUAGAUUAUAUCCUGGAUGAGUUAAUGUCGAUAAAGUUGAAAACAUCUGUAAAGCAAGAGCCUUGAAAUUGUUCGACCUUGAUCCUAAUGAAUGGCAUGCUAAUGUACAAGCUAUUUCAGGUUCAGUGGCGAAUCUUUCUGCCUAUAAUGCUGUUCUAGAUCGUGGAGAUAAACUACUUGCUUUGUCAGGCAAAUUUGGAGGGCAUUUCUCACAUGGUUUUCAAACUCCAGAUGGCCAAAAAGCUAUUUCUCGUAAGAUAUAUGAUACGGAUCAUUAUUCUGUAAAUGAAGAUGGUGAGAUUAAUUAUGAUGAACUUUCUAUGAAAGCCAAAGAGCUGAAACCAAAAUUAAUCAUCUGUGGAUACUCAGUCAAUUCUCGUGACAUUGAUUAUAAGUAUAUUAGAAAAGUAGCAGAUGGUGUUGGUGCGCAUAUUCAUUUAGAUAUGGCUCAUAUCUCUGGUCUUAUUGCAGCAGGACUUAUGGAGAGGCCUUUUGAAUUUGUCGAUAUAGCAACUACAACAACUCAUAAGACUUUAAGAGGGCCAAGGGGAGGCCUUAUUUUCUGCAAGAAACACCUCGCCUCCCAAAUCGAUAGCUCAGUUUUCCCAGGUAUCAUCGGUGGUCCCAUGAACCACACUAUUGCCGGCCUCGCUAUCGCUCUGAAUGAAGCCAGCACCCCCAACUUCAAAAGAUACCAGCAGCAAGUCCUCAAGAACUCGCAGGCGCUGGCCAAGGCGCUUCAAGGCUUCAAGUACGAUGUGUGGGGCGGCAGCACAAAGAACCACAUGGUGCUUUGGGACACCACUCGCCUCGGAAUCGAAGCCGUCUUCAUCAACAAGGCGCUGGAACUGGCCUCGAUCAAUGCGAACGCAGUCAGGAUUCUGAGUUCAUCGGAGCCGAAUGCAAUUAGGGUGGGGUCUCUGGCGUGAACAACUAGAGGAUACAAGGAGAGCAACAUGAGCGAUGUGGCAGUUUAUCUUCACCAAGUUACUCAGAGAGCAAUCGAACUUAAAAAUCAAACUCAUGGACAAAUCGGCGAUUUCCUUCUCGCUGCUCAAAAUGACGAGGAGCUCCUUAAGCUCAAACAUGAUAUUGAGAAUUAUGCAAUGGAUUUUCCAAUGCCAGGAGUUUAAAAAGAUAUUUCAAUC